AUGGCCGACCUCAAAGAUGUCGAGGCGCCCCAAAACACGCACAGUGAGGACAAGGACGCUGUCGCCUUCGAGAUGGAUGACGUGGCGGACCAAAAGGGCCAAAAUGCGAUUAACGAAGCCGUCAUGGACGCGGAACUGCAGCAGCUUGAAGAUCAAGUGCACAGUCUUCCCAAAUCCCGCUUCGAGAUGACUAUUGCCAACCCUGCUACCUUCACCUACAUCCUCGUCGCUUUUGCGUCCAUGGGAGGUAUGCUGUCUGGUCUUGACCAGUCACUUAUCAGUGGUGCAAACCUCUACCUCCCCGUUGAUCUAGGCCUAUCUUCAGCAAACAACAGUCUAGUCAAUGCCGGCAUGCCGCUCGGAGCCGUUGCUGGUGCUCUUCUCCUUUCUCCGGCGAACGAGUAUCUCGGUCGUCGUAUGGCCAUCAUCGUCUCCUGCAUUCUGUACACCAUCGGCGCCGCCCUGGAGGCUGGCGCCAUCAACUUCGGAAUGAUCUUCGCUGGCCGAUUCAUUCUUGGUGCUGGUGUCGGUUUGGAGGGCGGUACCGUCCCAGUCUAUGUCGCAGAGUGUGUCCCUCGCAGACUCCGCGGUAACCUCGUCUCCCUAUACCAACUAAACAUCGCCCUGGGCGAAGUUCUCGGCUACGCCGUCGCUGCCAUGUUCGUCGGCGUCAAAGGAAACUGGCGUUACAUCCUAGGCUCUUCACUGGUCUUCUCGACAAUCCUCUUCGUGGGAAUGCUCUUCCUGCCAGAGAGUCCCCGAUUCCUAAUGCACAAGGGACGCGAGGUCGAAGCAUACGCAGUAUGGAAGAAGAUCCGGGGAUUCAACGACUUCGAAGCCAAAGACGAGUUCCUUGGCAUGCGACAAGCCGUCACAGCCGAGACCGAAGAGCAAGCCCAGUCGAAGAAGUACCCCUGGAUGGACUUCUUCACAGUACCUCGUGCACGCCGCGCAAUCGUCUACGCCAAUAUCAUGAUCUUCCUCGGACAGUUCACAGGUGUCAACGCAGUGAUGUACUACAUGUCAACACUGAUGGCGGCAAUCGGCUUCGGCGACAAGGACGCCGUCUUCAUGUCUCUUGUCGGCGGUGGGGCGCUGCUGAUCGGCACCAUCCCGGCCGUGUUGUACAUGGAACGGUUUGGUCGUCGGUACUGGGCGAACGUGAUGCUUCCGGGUUUCUUCAUUGGUCUUCUGCUCGUCGGUGUUGGCUACACUAUCGAUGCUGAGAAAUACCCCUCCACGGCGCAGGGCGUUUACCUCACCGGUAUUAUACUGUACAUGGGUUUCUUCGGCUCGUACGCUUGCUUGACGUGGGUCGUGCCUUCCGAGGUCUUCCCUACGUACCUGCGUUCAUAUGGAAUGACGACCGCCGACGCUAACUUGUUCCUGUGCUCGUUUAUUGUUACGUACAACUUCACGCGCAUGAUGGAGGCUAUGCAGCGGAUUGGUUUGACGCUUGGUUUCUACGGUGGUAUUGCCGUCCUUGGCUGGGUCUACCAGAUUAUCUUCAUGCCGGAGACUAAGAACAAAUCCCUCGAGGAGAUCGAUGAGAUUUUCUCACUUCCUACUGCUGUUAUUGUUAAGCAGAACUUGAAGCAGACUGCACAGGUUAUUCGGGACUUGUCGCGCUUCCGUCUUAAGAAGGUGUUUUCUCCUGAGCCGUACAACUAG
Penicillium samsonianum is the source of this 1671-nucleotide messenger RNA. Its product is annotated as putative MFS sugar transporter. Gene Ontology annotation, biological process: transmembrane transport. Gene Ontology annotation, molecular function: myo-inositol:proton symporter activity. The record is from RefSeq and is a predicted model, not a curated record. Lineage: Eukaryota; Fungi; Ascomycota; Eurotiomycetes; Eurotiales; Aspergillaceae. Gene Ontology annotation, cellular component: membrane. The transcript has 2 exons. The coding region runs from base 1 to 1671 and encodes 556 amino acids.